Molecule: messenger RNA, 8007 nt
Organism: Pogonomyrmex barbatus (red harvester ant)
Lineage: Eukaryota; Metazoa; Arthropoda; Insecta; Hymenoptera; Formicidae
Product: calcineurin-binding protein cabin-1
Biological process (GO): chromatin organization
Cellular component (GO): nucleus
Molecular function (GO): protein binding; nucleosome binding
Source: RefSeq, a predicted model, not a curated record
CAUCGCGUGAGAUCGUCAGGAUGAUCAAAAUAUCAGCGCUCAACGAGGAAUCGAGUGAGGAAAGCGAGGAGGAGGAUGUACCCACGAUUACUAAAGAGGCACAGGAGCAAAUAGCAUUGACAGAAUACAAUAAAGCCUUAGAGUUAUUGAAAGAGAACAAACGAGAGGAAGCACUGGUUAUUUUUAAGGAUCUCCUAGAGACCGAAUUGCUGGAUGAAGUGGUAAAGCCUGAAGUGCCAGAUGGUAGGUCCAGACCAAUGUUAUCUUUGAAAUAUUCCUGCUUCAAGAAUAUUGCCGCCAUCCAGGCAGCCUGUGAGAAUUAUAGAGAUGCCGUGGAGAAUUAUUGGGAGGCUGCGAACUUGGAUGAUUCGGAUGUAACGCUAUGGCAUAGGAUUGGUACAUUAGCUAUGAAGACUUCUAAUCUAGAAUUAGCUUGCUCGUCUUUCAAGCAAGGUCUGAAGUGUAACGUCAAUCAUUGGCCAUGCUUAGAUAACUUAAUAACUGCCUUAUACGCCGUUCCCGAUUAUAUGAACUGUCUAUUAUACAUUUCUGUGGCGUUAGAAAGGGAUCCUAAUUAUGUGAAGGGUUUGGCUUUCCGUGACAGAAUAUUUAAAGAUAUUCCGUGUAUGGAAGAGUGUUACAAAUUGUACAAUAGCGAUUGGCAAUUGGAUCCACCUUUAUAUACUGAGUAUGAUCAUGUUUUGGGUGAUAAAUUAUUAGCAGAGGCGAAGGAAGUUUCCAGAAAAUGGGCAGAAGUUUGCAAAGCAGAGUUUACGCCAAAACCUCUGCCGGAGUUGACCUUAAGAAUGCCUUUGACAAGCUGUACAUGGUUGGCUCUUGGAGAAAGUAUAUUAGACAUGCAUAGGUAUAUCACUGAAAACAAUUUAAAUUUUGUUAGUAGAAUCAUAUUACCAGUUCAAAAACCUGACGAUAAGAAUACAGUGAGUAAUGAGACCGAGAUUAUAGAAAGUAAUGUAAAUAUAAUGGAAAUAGAUCAACAGAAUGAUUCAACUCCGAAUGGAGAGAAUGAUAUCAGCAAAUCUAUUAAAAUUGAAACUGAAGAUUGUGAGAUGUCGGAUGACAAUCAAGUUUUCAAUACAGAUACAGCAAUGGAAAUUGAAAUCGAGGAGGAUAAAAAAUCUUGCUCAACUGACGUUCAAAUAGUUGAAGACGAAGAUGUAUUGAGAAUGUCUGACACAGACGGUUUACAAUGCGAAGAACAGGCCGAAACGAAAAAUAUGGAAUCAGAGGAACAGGGACCCUUUGAAACAGAUGCAAAUAUCGAUAAGUUGGAAGGCGAUAAAGUCACGGACGAUGUUUAUAACAUGGAUAAUGGAGUACCUAAUGAGAAAUCUAGUGACAAGGAGAGUGAUAAAUCAAGUGAUAAAACUUCUGAAAAAGGUGCUGAGAAGACGAGCGAUGGGAUGUGCAAGACCGACGAUAAAACUAAUUCCGAGAAAGCGGACGGAAAGGAAGAAGGACAGAAGGUGAAGAAAAGGCGCAGAAGUGCAUUAUGUUUUUUGCAGCAAUGGGCUUGGAGUUGCAGCAGUAUGAGACGAUCUGCGAGAGUAAGAGGUUCAAAUAGAAGAGAAGCAGAAAGAGACGAUGUUCAGUUAGAAGAAACGCUUAAACGACUGUUUCCUAGUACUUUAUUACCUGAUACAGUGAGAUUGACUAAAGAUGAUGCUACUAAAAAUCUCGAUGAUUCUAUGGACACUAUGGAUAUGUAUCAGUUAUUUGCGAAUCAAGAAACUAAUAAAAAUAUGGAAACUCUCAAAAGCUCAGAAAGCUCUAAAUCGCCAAGUCCUGACACAAGUCAACCACAGAAGUAUUUUGGAUCAGAGGUCGAAACUGCUGAUAUAGAUGCAUUUAUAAAUCAGCAUAGUGGUAAAAGUAAUUUAAUGAUAAUUAUCGCAAAAUUUGCAGAAUUUUUAUGUACUAAAUGGAAUCAAGAAUGGCCGAAAGGAAUGUCAGAUAUUUACUUGCAAGCAUACAUCUUUAUGAGACAACAUGUCCCACAUUUAUCUCCAUUUGAUGAGGAUGUCAAUGAUAAAGUUCUAAAAUUAGAUACCGAAAUGACAUUGUUAUUUGGUGAGCUUCAUACGGACAGAUGGCUAGAUAAUAAACCAGAUACCGUGCCAAAUCCAACACUAGAUAAACUUGGUACUGGAAUACCAGCUGAAGAAUUAGGACAUAUAAUAUUUGCAAGUGUUAGACAGGAUCUUUUAAGUGAAGAAAAUUUAAACACCUUACUGAGAAUUUUAUGGCUUAAAAGUAAUAUUUUCCUGUGCCAAGGUGAUAUAGACAUAGUCAUAGAAACACUAGAAUUGUUAUUGAAUCGUCUACAUGAAAUGGAAAGUAAAAGUCUAAAUCCAUGUAUUAUGCUUCUCAAUUGUAAAAAUAAUUCUCAAAUCAGUACCAAACUUGUGAAGAAAAAACUUACAUCAAUUCAGAGAGGUCAAAAGUUAGGUGAAAUUCAACAUUUGUAUGAAGAAAAGAAAUAUGCAGAAUUGUCUUAUAUAUUGCAAGAUACUUUUAAAUUUGCCAAACAAAGACACAAACUAUUGGUAACUAAUGAAAAUAUUGUUGACAGAGUUCGACAAUUAAAUAUGUUGCUUGACAGCUUGUGGCAACUUAAACAGUAUGAGGAAUGUUACGUCUGGGCAGAAGCUUGUCUAAAUGAAUCGUGGCAAAAUUAUUUGAGCUCUUCUGACGAAACUGAGCAGAAAAAGUGGACGAGUUCUGUUGUAACAGCACUUGAAAAAUUAGAAGCUUGUACUAUCGAAGUCAGCGUAUUCAUCGUGAAAUAUUUGCCAGAGUCUCGUUUAUCGAGAUUGGUACAAAAUCUAGUUCACAUUGUUUGUCAUCAAUUGGAUGUACCAGAAAGCGCUGUGGAGAUGCCGUUGGAAACUGUUCUACCGUGGAUUCUGUUACAUUACAUUUUGCAAUACGAAGAAGAUAAAGAGAGAGCAAAGACUGAAUCCUCUUAUAAAAAUAAAUUGCAUAGUUCUCAUCAUUCCGAAUCGGAUGACGAGGACGAUGGUAUUCCACCGUCCAUUAUGAUUUUAUUCACUGCCCACGAAUUUAUCGGUAGACAUUCAUGGUGUUGUUUCAACGAGGCGAAACUUCUAUUCUUUAUUAUGAAUCUUAUUAUACCGCAACUUGAAACCCCUCUAUACGUUUCUAUCAAGAACAGACUUACGAAAUAUUUGGAACAGAUAUUCUAUUGCCUAUAUGGUCAUCCAAAUAGAGUAAAUAAGACGCGGCCGAAAUAUCUUCAGGAUCAUGGAGUACCGCAAAUGGAAUUAACUUGGGAUGGGGCGCAGCUACUGUUUGACUUUUAUAAACCGAAACAGCUGCCAAACUUUCAAUCUUCCAAAAUUCAUUCUAUCAGCAUGGAUACAGAGAUAUUGUUUAAGAGAAUAAUCAGAUUAGUCCCGCAAGACAGUGAUCCAAGUCAAAUAGUGGAUGAAAUGACAGCGUAUAUACUCGGCACGAAAGACAAGAUGCCGAGCGUAAUAAAACCUUUACCGCACGCGAUAUCUACCAUUUAUUAUUUAUUGGGUGAUUUUUACUUCAAGAAUAAUAAAUGGGAACAUGCAUGCCGAUAUUAUCUGCUAGAUUUAUGUUUAUAUCCAAGAGGAUUGAAUUCGUGGGCAGGUUUAGCUAUGGCGACAGGCAGCAUAAUAGAGAAUUGGUUAAACAGUUACAGACCUAUAGGAAAAGAUAAGUUUCUCAAUAAGGCAAAGAUGGCACAGUCAAGUUAUCAACAUGCUAUCGAGUUGGCACCUGGUCAUUCUGUAAUUUGGACGGAGUAUGGGAAUUUUGUUUACAUGGUUCAUUCAUUUUGUUCGCGAUUGCUCAAGCAAGAGACCGACACGUUGAGUAUGGAGAGAUUUGAAAUUCUGGAAACUAGAAAGGAAGAAAUGCUAAAGAUUGCAGAUCAAUGCUUUGAAUCUGCUAAUCGGAUAUGUCAAACUAUUGAAGAACCAUCUAUGCAACAUGAUGAAAGAUGGCUUUAUCAAUAUAUGCUUGGCAAAGUUGCAGAAAAGAAAAAUCAAGAUCCUCCUGUAUUCUUGGAACAUUAUGCAAAGGCUAGUGAAUUGUUAUAUGAGAAUAACGCUUACUAUCCACGUAGAGUUAGCCAUAAGAGCCCGCAGAAUUUAUCUAUAGAGGCACUAGAAGUUCAUUAUCGCAUUCACGCAAGUAUACUAAAAUAUUUGGAACAACACGAAGGAAAGCCACUGAAGAAAUCGUUAGGUCAAUUGUUUCGCUGGCAUCUUAAAAAUUGUUCCGAAGGUCCCUUUAUGAAGUAUCAAUCUAAACUUAAUGAAAAGAAAAAGGAAGAGCUCGCCGAUAAUGAAAAAAAUAUUUCGAAGGAACUCGAUGGUACAGCGGACAUGGAUAAAAAUAUAAUAUGUCAACGCUCAAAUAGUAUCGAGGAAAUAGAAAUCGUAGAUAAGUCAAACAAAAUUAUUGACAUUAAGUCUACAGAAUUAGGAAAGUUUGAAAGCCGUAAGAGAUUUCCCGAUGAACUGUCACAUGACAAUACGAAGAGAAUAAAAUUAAGUAGUGUUUCGCACUUACAAUUAAUGCAAGACGUCGUAGCUUUAAUAGACGAUUUAAUUACUAAAGUUUGCAAUAUGGUGUCGCAAAAGGAGAAAUCGAACGAUGAUAUAAUGAUUAUAUCUAGUGAUGAAAGUAACGAAUCAAAGUUACAAAAAAGGAAACUAGAAAGCAAAAAUGCUGAUAAAGCAAGAUCACAUCCAAAAACAGAUGAGAAUAAGAAAAGUUCGACAAAUAUACUGACAGUCGACUCUGAACGAAAAACUGACGAUGUACAGGAUUUAAUGGAUGCUCUCAUGAAACAGGCGAUGGAAAGUAGUCAGGAAACUCAACAAUCUUCAGCAGAUGACGAGGAUACCAGAAGAUUUGAUGGCAAGUGGUUGCAGAACGAAGAUUUACAAUCUACUGAAAAAGAAAGUAAAGACAAAGUAGAAGAAAGAAGAAAAAUACAAGCCAGCGCGAAUGAAGAAAUGACUUUAAGUAGAAGAGGUUCUCAAGAAAGCACCACUACCACGCAAACCACAACUACGACUACAGAAACAAAUAAUUCGAGUUCUAGUAGUAGUGAAGAAUCUAGCAGCAGUGACGACAGUUCUGAUAGCGAUAGUUCUAGCGAUAGUGAUAGCGAAUCUGUCGACAGCGAUGUGGACAAGAAGAAAAAAGAUUCUGAUAAUAUAGAAAACGAGGAACAGAUGCCAGAGGAAGAAGUAGCAUCAUUAAUCGCAUAUUGCUUAGCUGGUUUGGAACAGUGUAUAUUAAGAUUCGCAGAACAUCACAAGUCAUUUUACAGACUUUCACAUUUCUUUUUUAAUAAUAAAAAGGCAAAGAAUAUCAUGAAAUGUAAGGACCUCUUAUUAGGGACAUAUACUUGUCAAUUCUAUCCUGGACAAACAUUUCAAGGACUUUUUGCUGAGAGAAGAAGCACUAACUUUUUUAACGGAGUAUGGCAUAUACCAGUCAAUGAAAUAGACAGACCUGGAAGUUUCGCCUCACAUAUGUCGAAAUGCGUAACGUUACUCAUGCAAGUAUUGAAAGAAAGCAAUGACAGUCGAAUGUUAAUGCAAUUAUGCAUACAGCUCGGAAAAAUUCCAGAUUCAGAUAAAAAAUACUUACGUGAUUCUGAAAGAGAACAGUUAUCUCGACAAGCUCUGACACUUUGUCAACAGUCGCUCAGGAGUAGAGUUCAGGCGAUGGGUUCGGCAAGCACGAUUGAUAGCGUUCACCUCAUUCGAACAGACGCUAGAACACAAGUAUUAUUAGAUGUAUAUGAAACAUAUCAGCUUGUUCAAAAACAUUUACAAGGCAAAGAAUCGACUAUACAAGCAUUUGCAACAUUAUUAACUGAUACAUACAAAAUGUAUAUAGGGAAUAAAAACUUGGAAGGAAAUGUCUUGGAGAUUGCUAUCAAGUGUUGUCAACGCCAAAUACAAGCAAAUAAAAUCGCAUCAAUCAAUAGCAGCAAUAGCUCUCAUGUCCCACCACAAGUGACUUCUACUGUUUCGACCCCUGCGCCGCAAGUGCCAGUGAAUUCAACAUCUCCGCAAACGUUACAAAAUCGUAAACCGCAUCGAAAUCUGAUGUCUACUGGACGUCCAAGAGGACGUCCGCCUAACGUUAACAAAUAUUUGCAACAUGCUCUGCAACAAAGUGGCAACAUAAUGAAUCAGUUUGGUUCCAAAAGUAACUUUACGAAUUACCUGGGUGCAUCCGGACCAAAUCGUCCUAUGCUGAAUCCUUACUUUAUGAACCCAUUGGUCGAUGCGAAUAUGUUAUCGGCUUUACUCGCCAGCGGAUUAAGCAGUAAUAUGAUGGAUCCCCUGGCGGCUAUGUCUUAUUUAAAUCAAGUAGGAAGUUAUCAAGACUUUCUCAGACAGUAUCAGAACAACUUGUCGUCAUUAACCAAUCUUGCUAGCGGCCUAAACAAUCCUGGUACCACUAUGACCGGCAUCAGCAAUGUUUCGACAAUGAGUACAUCUAGCUCGAAUAUUAAUACUUCGAGUAACAUCACUAAUUUAAGUAAUAUAAAAGGUUCUUUAGACCCUAUGACAGCGUCAGUGCAACAAUUAUUGAGUUUAAGUAGUUCUACAGCGUCAACCUCGCGACCCACUCCUAUGUACCAUCAAGCAACGACGGCCAAGACGACUGGCACGACUAUGUCAUUGACGAAAGACCGACCUAACAUAUCUAUAACGCCAGUUUCCACUUCAAUGAGCCAGCAAACUCAUCUUAAGACGAAACAGCCCAGUAAGCAACCAAGCUCGCAGACCGAACCGGUGUUACCCGUCCACAUUCCUAAAUCGCUUCAGAUAUCGCCAACGAAACCAUUGCACACAUCCAACACAACAGCACAGGUGUCCCUGCUGAAGCCAUCUAUUAUGCAACAAGUGAAAAGCAGUCCGCCGAAACAAAUGACCGCGCCACAAAUACGGGUUUCGAAAUCGUUAACGGAACCGCAACCCGCGCAUAACCCGUCGCUGUCGCAUUCGCCUUUGAAAAAUAGCGGAAGCACCGUGACGACGAAUCCGACUGUAGCUAUGCCGCACGUCGCUCAUCCGUCUAUGGCCGCACCGGUAAUCAACAUGAAACAGCAACAAGCAUUGCCCAUGAACUUACCGCGACCCGGUACGUCGUUGCAGCAUAAAUUACUAUCGAAGAAAAAUUCCCAACGACCUUAUUCGGCACAAACGAACAUGCCAAAUCAUCCCGUGAGAAAGGCAAAGUCAACGGCCAAAACGACGGCGAUGCCAGUGCCGAUGUCUGGCAAUUUUCCAAAUUUACUAAACGCAAUGCCACAAGCGGGUUCGGCUGCGAUAUCGCAACCACCUUUUAUUCCUCCGGAAUUAAGCGGCAUCUCAGUAAAUCCCGUUGGUUCGCAGCACGGCAUCAAAACUGCCGCAAGCGCAAAAUAUCACAGCUAUAAAAAAACAGUGAGUAAGCCAAAACCACCUACGGCGAUGGAAGUACCGAGUUCAUUGCCCGCUUCAUUCCCUCCGGGCAGUUCGGUCGAGGCACUUUCAAUGCUGUCGCAAUUACAACAGCACUCACACUUGGAAAUCAUACCGCAACAGAAGACAUCAUUAAAACCAAGCGUGGAUUAUUCAAAAACUCUCUCUUCCGUGAAUGUAGUACCACCGAAGAUUUCGGAGACUUUAAGACCAUCAACAACCGCUGAUUGUAUAUCCAUGUACGACAUAUCUAGAGGAAAAACAACUAAUGUUCCCAGUAAAAAGACACAAGACAAACUCGUUACUGAUAAUGUCGAGAUUAUAACAUUGGAUGAUUGAGACAUCAAUGUGCGGGGGUUUAUUUUACAUAUGCAAUUAUUUUGUAAUGUAAAUUUUUUUUUCAAAGAUAAUUUACUAAAUUGGCUCAAUAUGAUAUGAAUCAUUAAUUAAUUCUUUGCAUUGAAAUGACAAAUUACAUAUAUAAUUGCAAUUAUAU